ACCAACCCAGGCAGACAGGCAGGGAAGGGAAGGGAAGGGAAGCGAAGCGAAGCGAGCGGGGUCGCGAGGGAGGGCAGGCGUGACGUCGAGGCGUGAACGCCGAACUUGGCCUUCGCGCUGUUGGUGGAUGCUGUGGGUCGCUCCUCUGAAGCACACCAUGCAGGGGAUGGACGACGCGGCUUGGGAGCGGGCCGUGGAGCAGGCGUGCCAUGGCCAGGCUGCGUUUCAGGUGGAGUCUCUGACGCUGGAUGGCGUGGUGAAGUGCGCGCAGGGCAAGCUGCCGAAGUCCAAGGUGUUGGCUUCGUUGUCGCAGCUGAAGCGGCUGUCGAUCGCGAACGUGGGGCUGUCGUCUUUGGCGGAUUUUCCGUCGCUUGCGCACCUGGAACAGCUGGUACUGAGCGACAAUCGAAUCGCGUCGGGGUUGGAGCACUUGGUGGGCGCGGGGCUGAAGUCGCUGCGAGAGUUGGAUUUGUCGAACAACAAAAUUCAGGCCGUGGAGGACCUGAAGCCGCUGGCGGAGCUGAAGUUGGAGUCGCUGGACCUGUACGAGUGCCCGGUGACGCGCAGCGCGGGGUACAGGGCGAAGGUGUUCGGCAUGAUGAAGUCGUUGCGGUUCCUGGACAAGAGCGACGCGAACGGGAACGAGCGGCCGGAGUCGGACGAGGAGGAGGAGUCGGAGUCGGAGGAGGAGGACGUGGACGACAUGAAUGGCGAUGGCGAUGGCGAUGGCGUGGAGGGCGAGGAGGAGGAGGAUGAGGAGGAGGAGGGCGUGGAGGGGGAAUCGAAGGGCGCGGCCGUGCACGAGGAGGACGACGACGAGGGGGAGGAGGAUGAGGAGGGCGAGGACAACGAGGAGUUGGAGGACGAGGAGGAGGACGAGGGCGGGAGCUACCAAGAAGAGAUGGCGAUGGCGUCGAACCGCGGCGCAGCGGGGCCGGGGCAGGUGGGCAACGAGCACGGCAGCGAGGAGGAGGACGAAGAGGACGACAAUGUGGAGGUGCAAGACAUCGAGGAGGAGAGCGAGGAGGAGGUGGGAGAGGAGGAGGACGAAGACGAGGACGAGGAAGAGGAGUACGGGACGAAGUACCUGGUGCAACCCAUCGCGCAGGCGGAGGAAGAUGAGGGAGCUAGCGACUUCGAGCCCGGUGAGGACGAAGAGGUGGAGGACGAGGAUUUCGAGGACGAAGAAGACGACGUGGUGGAGACGGCACAGGAGCUGGAGGUUGCGAAGCAGAAGAGAGCAAGGGAGGAAGGUGGCGAGAGCGAGCAACGGGCUGCGAAGCGCUGAAGUAGGGUCGUGUGGUAGAGAGGGUUUGAGUUGUCUUGUCCCGCCGCGGGCCGAAUAUGCAGGCUACUGGAGGGAAUGUGAGGCGGGUGGAGCUCCGAAGACGUGGGGGAGGAGGCGCGGAAGGAAACGAGAGGAUUUGGGCCCCGCUAGUGGGAUAAGAGGCUAGAGCGGGCCCAGCCAGGGAUGGGCCCGCAGAGCAGGAGAGUUUAAGAGGUGGCAGGGAGGUGCUGAAAGAAUUCUUUGUAACAAAUGUACAAGUAGCAUGGUAGGGACACGGGCGUCGGGGUGGCAGUCUUUAGGAGAGGUGGCGAGCGGGGAGGUGUGGGAGGGUUGCGGGUGGCGUCCGGUUGGAGCAGAGCGGCGGACGCGCAAGUCUCUGGCGAGUAGGUAGAAUUUUGAGAUAGGUGAUACAAAAUUGAGCCGAUUCUGAGAUGAGAACUUUUGGGAGUUUGGGGCCUCGAUGUAUGUCAAUAUAUGGGGGGGAUGUGUGGAUCUCGUGUCUGGCUGGAUUUUGCGGUUUUUGUGUUGUGGAUAUGUGGAGAGUGUGUAGGUGAUAAUGGUAAGCAUUUGAUGGGGAAGAGAUCGUUGAAUAAAGUGGCUUUUGGACGCACGGUUUGGUCGCAUGGUUGUGGGGUGGUCUGAUUGUGGUAAACUGGAGGAACAGCGUGAGGGUCAUUGAUGGUUUGGGUCGUGGGACAUGUGUGAAGCGCGUCGGGGAGGUGUGUGCGGUGGAAUAGAUGGGCUGUGCGGGUGGGGAAUUUUGGUAGAAGUUAAGAAGUGGCUUGAGGUGCGGAGGAACGGGAAUGCACGAUAAGCGGUCUGUGAAAGGCAGAAUUGGAUAUGCCUUGGAAUCGCACCGAAAACUGCUUGUGUUGGAUUCUUUCUUGAGAUUAAUGUAUUAAUUAAUAACUUUUGGCUUGCGAGUUUGAGUGACGAUCUGCUGUUGGUAGUACACAUUGUUCCAGUAAUCGAUUUUGUUAUGCACAUGUUGUACAUAAACCAACAUGAAUUUUUUUUAUUUUUGAA
This is a messenger RNA of Physcomitrium patens, 2314 nucleotides long. Lineage: Eukaryota; Viridiplantae; Streptophyta; Bryopsida; Funariales; Funariaceae. The record is from RefSeq and is a predicted model, not a curated record.